UAUCCUUCAAGGAGUAUAUUGGCCACUGAUAAACUACAGUGUUGGCCAUUGAUAAAAAAAAAAAUGUCAAAUGACCAAUUACCAUGUAAGUCAGUUCACUUCAUGGGGGGAGGGGGCGAUCGACGGACAUGAAUAACACAACUCUUAUACAAGGAUAUAAUAUAUUAUUAUCUAUGGAUUGAGGCUCAAGAGUCUCAAUGUUCCAUUGUCUCUAAGUGGAUUAAUUACCUAUUUAAUAUUAUGACAAAUUUAAUUUGCAUAAUUUAAUGUAGACAAAGGGGUGACGAGUUUGGUUUUUUUUUUGUCACUUUUCAGUGUCUUUGGAGAUACCUUAUCACUAAUCUGUUGGUGAUAAAGAUGGGUAAAAGACCGAUAACACAAUCGAUGAAUUGUUUUUUGAGGAACUGUGGACCAUAGUUAGUACCUAACCACAGAAUACAUUAAAUUUAAAUCUAUUCUGUGAUCUAACUAUUAACUAUCGUGUCGACGUGAAAAUACGAACUAACAUUCUUGGGUACCUAAUUGAUAACUCGACAAACAUAAGAACAUAACAAUAAAAAAUAAUAAUCCAAAAUGACGCCAUCAAAACGUACCAAUACACAUUUGGAUAUGGAGCCUUAUGUUACACUUACUCGGCUUACCAAUAAGGAUAUAAAGAAAUAUACCGGAGGAAUUGGCCUAAAUAAUCAGAUAAUAAUCACUAGUGAUUUAAUUGAUGUAAAAAUUGAGCCAGAAGAUACUCGUAGUACUGAAAGUACUACAUUUUCUAAUCGCUUAGAAAAAAAUAGAUUUAUUUGCUUUGAAUGCUAUGAUUGUUUUGAUGAUUUUGAAGAAUUUAGCAUUCAUAAAAAUUUGUCACAUACAAGUAAACCUUAUGUAUGUGAUAUUUGUGAAGCACAAUUUGUUCUUAGUGCUCAUUUGAAUCUACAUUUAGCUAAACAUGAUAAUAAUUAUAACAACUCAAAUAUUACCAAGUACCAUAAAUGUGAUUUUUGUCUGCAAAUAUUUAAAAGUUUUUCAGCAUUAAAUGAUCAUUUGCAAUACGAUACACAUAGAAUGCAGAUGCAUUAAAGGAGACAAUUGGCAUUAAAAAGAAGAAAGUGAAUAAUCAAAAUAAAAAUAGCAUUGACUACAUGUCUUUAAUUAAAUAUUCAUUACAAACAACAUAAAAAACAAAUGGUAUGCAAUCAGUGUAAUAAAAAUUUUGUAUUUAAGAAAAACUUUAAAGCAAACAUGCUAUCACACAGUGAUGGAAUAUUUGAUGACAUUUCACUCUAUGAAAGUAAUACACUACAAAACCAAAGAGCAACUAAAAAAUUGAUACAUAAAUCUGUUUAUAACAGUGAACCAGUCAAUGUCUCAGAAUAAAAGAAAUCAUUUUAAUGUUCUUAUUGUAAUAAUAACUGCAAAUCGAAACAAUCCUUGAGCCAACAUAAAAGACUUCAUCAAUCUGCUUUAAAAGUUACACAUCGAAAACUCAAUUCAAAAAUAGUAGAAUGCAAGUGGUGUAGUAUAAUAAUAACAAAAAAAGAAACUCACUUAAUCAUAUUAAAUCUAUGCAUUCUAACAUCAAUCUAAUAAGUCCAAUUGCAUUUAAGGAUUCUUCAUCAUUAAAACUACACGUGAUUGACUGUCGAACAAAUAAAGUUUAAUAUUUCAUUUG
Messenger RNA from Aphis gossypii (cotton aphid), 1663 nucleotides. RefSeq names its product zinc finger protein 718-like. The coding region runs from base 574 to 1071 and encodes 165 amino acids. Lineage: Eukaryota; Metazoa; Arthropoda; Insecta; Hemiptera; Aphididae. Gene Ontology annotation, cellular component: nucleus. Gene Ontology annotation, biological process: regulation of transcription by RNA polymerase II. The record is from RefSeq and is a predicted model, not a curated record. The transcript has 4 exons. Gene Ontology annotation, molecular function: DNA-binding transcription factor activity, RNA polymerase II-specific; RNA polymerase II transcription regulatory region sequence-specific DNA binding.